AUGAGUCUAACUUGCUAAUCUCUAACCAAUAGAACCAAUAAACCAUAAGAACACUUUAAUAAAAGCUUCAUUAAAAUCCAACCCAUAAAACUAUUGUCUUAAUAGAAUAGCAUCAGUUGCAGACAAUCCAUAGUAUCUGUGAGUGAUAGUUAAGUGAGUGCAGAAGAAGAAUUCGAGAUAUGGGAUGAUAAUUAAGAUCUCAGAGUAAAGAAAAUAGUACUCGACGACAAACAAUCUUCUCUUGGCCAGUUUUUGCAGCUUUACAAAGCCAGAUAUGGGUAUUAUUCUGUAACUAUUUAAGUGGAUUUCCUGGUUAUAGACAACAUAUUGAAAAUGAGGAUGUUAUAAAAACAGCUAUUAGUUAUGCAUCGUCAAGUAAAAAACUCUUCAAAAAAUAUUUCCCAACUAAGUAAAUUGUAUUCGAAGAUCAAAAUGAUUAUUCCUAACCUUAUAAGAUAGAGGAUGAUCAGCAUUUUUAAAAAUUCAAUAGGUUCUUUAGAAACAAGAAAUUGUUAACCUCACUGAAGACAUCCUAACACUUAAUGAAAAAAACAUUAUGUUCCUGA
Molecule: messenger RNA, 566 nt
Organism: Paramecium octaurelia
Lineage: Eukaryota; Ciliophora; Oligohymenophorea; Peniculida; Parameciidae
Source: the annotation of a GenBank genome assembly